Messenger RNA from Linderina pennispora, 1137 nucleotides. RefSeq lists its product as uncharacterized. The coding region runs from base 252 to 1010 and encodes 252 amino acids. Gene Ontology annotation, cellular component: nucleus. The transcript is spliced from 2 exons. The record is from RefSeq and is a predicted model, not a curated record. Gene Ontology annotation, biological process: positive regulation of transcription from RNA polymerase II promoter by galactose. Gene Ontology annotation, molecular function: DNA-binding transcription factor activity, RNA polymerase II-specific; RNA polymerase II cis-regulatory region sequence-specific DNA binding; zinc ion binding. NCBI's taxonomy places the organism in Eukaryota, Fungi, Kickxellomycota, Kickxellomycetes, Kickxellales, Kickxellaceae.
CUUGUUUAGUCAACACAGAUUACUCAGCUCUCGUUUUUACGAAACGGCACGCUCAUGGUGCGGCAUUUCCAGCGCGAGACAGGCUCAAAAACCUCGCAAACACAGAAAAGAGCAAAUGGGCCAGGCGCUGGAGAGCACACCUUUCUCCACAGAAGCUGCAUUUGCACUUUUUAUCACCUAAUUAUUUACAGCUUUUCCACCUUUUUUUUCUCUCCGCUUUACUACUUGGACGAGGGGUUCCUCUAAUAUUAAUGGACAGUACGCAGCAAGCGCAGCCAGCGCAGCAAGCGCAGCAAGCACAGGGCCCGCUGGUUACUAUUCCCUUGCUAAAGUCGUGCGAGAGUUGCAGACAGCGAAAGAUAAAGUGCUCGGGCGAUAAGCCGACCUGCGCACACUGUGCCCGGCGGCACCAGCCAUGUAUUUAUCGGCGGUCAGCGCGAUACAAACGACGGCUCAAUCCAGGCGGCGCAGCAGCAAAGGACGACAAGUCAGCAAAGAAGCUGACUGAGGCACCGCAGAAUGCGUCGUCAGAUGUCCCGCAGCAGCAGCAGCAGCAGCAGCAACAGACAGAAGCGGCAGUGGCGACAGCCACUCUGGCGUCAACCAUGGAGCCGGCACCAAUAGCAACAGGCGAAGCAGCGACAGUGGACGAUAGCCUGCCGCUGUCAGCACUGUUUGGCACGUCGCUUAUUAAUGAGUCGGAUAUUCUGCCGCCGUCGAUUCUGCAGAGCAUGAACUUCUGGAUGAACGACUCGCUGCUGACAGCAUCACCCACGGUGGCCACAGCACCUGGAAACAACCCAGUGCAACAGCCGCCACUGCCGCCGCCGAUCUCGGCUCCACAAUACCCAAUUGCGAGCAAUAUAAAUACGCUUGGACCAGGCAAUAUGAACAACAGCCUAGCCAACCUAGUACCGAUGGAUGUGGCCCUGGGACUGCCGAAUCUGGCAACGCCAGUGAGCCCGCAGGCACCGGGCAUACAAAGCAAUGUAACGCCGUUUCUCCAGUGAUCUGCAGGCGUCGAAUCUGUUUGCGCUGUCGCCGGACUUUCUGCAGCAGCUGCACCAGGUGCCGGCGGCUGGCAAUAGUAGCGCAACGCCCUCGGAGCAAAAUAUUUCGGGUGGGGUGCAGUCGCCG